Rhizoctonia solani is the source of this 933-nucleotide messenger RNA. RefSeq names its product pectate lyase. Gene Ontology annotation, molecular function: pectate lyase activity. The transcript is spliced from 4 exons. The record is from RefSeq and is a predicted model, not a curated record. NCBI's taxonomy places the organism in Eukaryota, Fungi, Basidiomycota, Agaricomycetes, Cantharellales, Ceratobasidiaceae. Gene Ontology annotation, cellular component: extracellular region. Bases 1 to 933 code for a protein of 310 amino acids. Gene Ontology annotation, biological process: pectin catabolic process.
AUGGUCUCGUUCAAACUUUCCACCAUCGCUGCCGUCGCUGCCUUCUUUGCUCAGACAGCCAUCGCCGCCCCAUCUCCUAGCAUGGGACUCAAUGGUGCAUACGCCAAGCGUGCUGCAAGCUGCACUUUCCCCAGCCCUCCUAAGACCUCCAGCCUCAGCGCUCCUAUGACUGUCAAGGGUACCUUUGAUGGUGGCAAUGUCCGCUACGACCGCGGAAAGGGUGCCUGCUCUGGGCAAAAGGAGGGAGGCGACAAGGACGCCGUCUUCUUGCUUGAGAAUGGUGCUACUCUCAAGAACGUCGUUAUCGGUGCUGACCAGGCCGAGGGUGUCCACUGCAAGGGCUCCUGUACUAUCGAGAACGUCUGGUUUGAGGAUGUAUGCGAGGACGCCAUCACCAUCCGCCAGACUUCCGGAACCACUACCAUCAGGGGCGGUGGAGCCAAAGGUGCGAGCGAUAAGGUUGUCCAACACAACGGUGGAGGAACCGUCAACAUCUCCUCAUACUGUGUGCAAGACUUCGGAAAGCUGUAUCGCGCAUGCGGCAACUGCAAGACGCAGUACAAGCGAACUGUAAACAUCAGCGACGUGAUCGCAAAGAACGGUAGUCUGCUUGCCGGUGUCAACUCGAACUACGGUGACGUUGCGACUAUCAAAAAUGUACAAGCAACAAGCGUGAAGUCAAUGUGCGACACGUUCCAGGGCAACAACAGUGGAAAGGAGCCGUCGAAGCUGACAUCGAACAAGGCCAACAGCAGGAAUGAAUCCUUUUAUGGCUUAUGUAACCGUAUGAAGUUACUGGGGCCCCCUCAGUCAUCUGUUCAACCAUGGGUAGACGGCGUAUACGAAUACCUGGAGUCCAAACUUGCUUUUAUCGUGGAACUUGAAGCUAUGAUCGAUAAGAGUGAUCCAGCCGAUCCGGAGAAGAAGGAUUAG